Molecule: messenger RNA, 3017 nt
Organism: Neopsephotus bourkii (Bourke's parrot)
Lineage: Eukaryota; Metazoa; Chordata; Aves; Psittaciformes; Psittacidae
Gene: MLXIPL
Product: MLX interacting protein like
Exons: 16
Coding region: 241-2955 (904 amino acids)
Biological process (GO): regulation of transcription by RNA polymerase II
Cellular component (GO): nucleus
Molecular function (GO): RNA polymerase II cis-regulatory region sequence-specific DNA binding; DNA-binding transcription factor activity, RNA polymerase II-specific; protein dimerization activity
Source: RefSeq, a predicted model, not a curated record
CAGCGCUAUAAAUAGGGCUGGUGACUGAGCUGCUCGGCGAAACGAAAGCUGACCCUUGGAGUGUGGAGGAGGCAGCGUGGUCCGGGGAAGGGAGAGCGGAGCCGAGCAGGAGGUGUGGUGUGCUGUGGGUGUCCUGAGCUGGGGAGCCCAGCGGCACGUGCUCAGUGCCAGCACAGCAUCCACAGGGCUUUGGCACUUCCAGGACAUGGACCUCAGUACUGGGGCAGGCCAGUGAAGGUGAUGGCAGGAGCUCAGGUGGGGCUGCCGGGACCCUUCCCGGAGCCCCCGGUUGGGCCAUGCCCCAUGUCUGACUCUGACUCAGACUCUGAGGACACGGCUGUGGGUGGCACAGGAGCUGGUGCCAGGGCGCAGAACCCCUCUCAGGUCAUCCACAGUGGUCACUUCAUGGUGUCGUCCCCGCACAGCGACUCGCUGCCCCGGCGGCGCCAUCACCGCACCGAGCCCGAAGCGGCUGAUCCCCGGAGCAUCGACCCGACCCUCACCCGGCUCUUCGAGUGCAUGAGCCUGGAGUACAGUGGGAAGCUGGUGUCUCCAAAGUGGAAGAAUUUCAAGGGGCUGAGGCUGCUUUGCCGGGACAAAAUUCGUCUCAACAACGCUAUCUGGAGAGCGUGGUACAUCCAGUAUGUGGAGCGGAGGAAGAAUCCCGUGUGCGGCUUCAUCACCCCGCUUGAGGGCUCUGAAGCUGAUGAGCACCGAAAACCAGAGGCUGUUGUGCUGGAGGGCAACUACUGGAAACGCCGCAUCGAGGUGGUGAUGAGGGAGUACCACAAGUGGAGGAUCUACUACAAGAAGCGGCUCCGAAAGACCACUCGGGAGGAGGAGGUCUCCAGUCCAAAGCAGGAUGAAGAUCUCUGGAGGCCAAUGGAGAAAUGGUGCAACCAGCUCUUCUGCAACGUGGUGCCCAUGCUGCUUGGGGAUGAGGAAGAGGAGCCAGGGGGUAGGCAGCACUUUGACUUGGACACCUUCCUCUCGGACAUCUCUGACACCCUCUUCACCAUGACACAGACGCCCAGUGCCCAUCAGGCACUCCCCGAGGAUGCCUAUGUUGGGAAUGCUGACAUGAUACAGCCGGACUUGGCGCCCCUGCAGCCCAGCCUGGAUGAGAUGGAGAUCUCAGAUAUGUUCACCAGCCACCGGCCACUGCCAUCACAGAUGCAACCAGGCUACCAGGAGCCACCCUGCUUCAUGCCCAUGGCCGAGCCCCUGUUCGGUGAUGGGGGGUGCCUGAUGGGUGCUCGGGGGCUGCCUGCAAGUCCCGAGGCCCCGCUCUCACCCAGCGCCCUCCUCCAGGUGAGCAGGACCACAGCCCACGGCCCGCGGCCACAGUGCCCCGGCACCCCUCUGACCAUCCCGUGUCUCCUGCAGCCCAGCGGUGCCUCGCAGCUUGGCCUCCACGGCGCCUUCCUGGGCCCCGAGCUCCCCCCAGCCCUGCUGCCCCCCAACACCCCCACCACAGUGCCCAGCGACCUCAGCCCCCAGCUCCGACACAAGCCCCUGCUGCAGUAUGGGCCCCCCAGCCUGGAGCCACCAGGACCCCAGUACCCCCCUCCCAGCCUGUCCCCCGGGACAUCAGUGCUGAGCCCGGACCCCCUGUGCUCCCCCAUCUCAGCACCUCGCUGCAAGUUCCCCUACCCCAGCUCCCCCAGCCCCUCGCUCCUCAUCCAUCCCACAUCCCCGCUCUCAGCGCCCUGCUUCGCCCCGCAUUCCCCGGAGCUGGGCUAUGCUGUAGGCAUGGUGCCCCCGGGGUACCCCCGCCCGGCUGCCCCUGAGCUCCUGCCUCCCACCCUGCUGGGCGACCCCAGGUUUGCCCCCCCCAGGGGCCUGCCCCAGGGCAGGAGCGGGCGGUUGAAGGCAAAGCCCAAUGGCACCAAAGCGAAGAGGCUGCAGGGACCCCCCCCACCGACACCCCUGGCCAUGCCCAACCCCUGCCUGAGCCAGCUCCUGACCGCAGCCAAGCAGGAGCCAGUCCUGGAUGCCCCAAGCCCGACAGGUGAAGGACUUGUGCCCACAUCCCCUGUUUCCCCGCAGAGCGCUGUCCCUGACGUCCCCGCCACCUUCCUCUCCAGAAUGGCCCAGCUGAGCCCAGGGCUGGCUCCUGGCUCCAGCCCUGCCCAGGUGGUGCCGGUGCCGCUGGCAGGCACCCAGCCGGGCCCACUGCUGGUGCCCAAGGCAGAGCGGCUGUCCCCCACGUCGGCGUGCGGCGUUGACUGUCCCAAGCCUGGCCAGGCUUCCCCGAGACCCACUGCAGGGAUGGGCACUGGCAUCCCCCUGCACCAUCCCGUGUCAUGUCGGGGCAGGCCUGAGCCCAGCAAGGUGGAGAGCCGCCGCAUCACACACAUCUCCGCCGAGCAGAAGAGGCGCUUCAACAUCAAGCUGGGCUUCAACACCCUGCACAGCCUGGUGAGCACGCUGAACGCCCAGCCCAGCAUCAAGGUCAGCAAAGCCACCACCUUGCAGAAGACAGCUGAGUACAUCUGCAAGCUGCAGCAGGAGCGGGCAGCCCUGCAGGACGAGGCACAGCGGCUGCGGGAGCAGAUCGAGGAGCUCAAUGGCUCCAUCAACCUCUGCCAGGAGCAGCUGCCAGCCACAGGGGUGCCCAUCACACGCCAGCGCUUUGACCAGAUGCGCAGCAUGUUUGACGAGUACGUGCGCUCCUCCACGCUGCAGAACUGGAAGUUCUGGAUCUUCAGUAUCAUCAUCCGGCCCCUCUUUGAGUCGUUCAAUGGCAUGGUCUCCACGGCCAGCAUGGAGAGCCUCACGCAGACAUCUCUGGCCUGGCUGGAUCAGCACUGCUCCCUCCCAGCGCUUCGGCCAACCGUCCUGAGCUCCCUCCGGCAGCUGAGCGUUUCCACCUCCAUCCUGAGCGACCCAGCCUGCAUCCCCGAGCAGGCGACGCGGGCAGUGGCAGGGAUGGGCCGCGGGGGCUCCUCCUAGCUGCUCCCGGCCCGGCUUUCGCGGCCUUGCCGAGACCUUCGGUGAGGAAGGACGAGCACUCA